Molecule: messenger RNA, 2832 nt
Organism: Filobasidium floriforme
Lineage: Eukaryota; Fungi; Basidiomycota; Tremellomycetes; Filobasidiales; Filobasidiaceae
Product: aspartic peptidase domain-containing protein
Exons: 7
Coding region: 1-2832 (943 amino acids)
Biological process (GO): proteolysis
Molecular function (GO): aspartic-type endopeptidase activity
Source: RefSeq, a predicted model, not a curated record
AUGCCUGAACUAGCCUCGGUCCCCUCCCGUCAAGCUCGUCGAUCAGCCAGCCCUGGCCCCGGUCCAUCGACGCUACAGGCACAGGCGAGACGGUACGGCCAGGCAGGCUCUGGAUCUGGGUCUGGACUGAGGAUGGAGCGGACUCGGAAGGAUGACCGGGAGAUGGAGAUGAGGGGCAGGAGAGGAGCGGGUGGGUCGCAUUUGGAGGUCAGACAGGAUCCAGGACAACCACAACAAUCACCCAGCUCGGAGUCUUUGGGAAGCGAGACCGGAGCAUCGCCGACUAGCCCCGGGGUGGAUUCGUCGAUGGCGGCCUCGUCCACCACAAGACCGUUGUUCUUUAGCGGGACGUCUACGAGCAUGCCCGUCCCCACGCCCACAUCUCAGUCGUUCACUGGAACGGACACGGGAAUCAUCCCCGUCGUCUCGUCCUCUUUCUCCGGGACCGAUGUGCAAGCUACAGCAACUCCUACAAGCACGGACACGAACACCCUUGCCCCCUCGCCUUCCUCCUCCGACUACAACUUCAACUCCAGCUCCAGUUACACCCUGACGAGUUCGGACUUGUGGACCCCUACGGCUACGGCCGCAUUGCCCGGUUCACCCACCCUGGCCGUCUACGUGCCCGUGGCGGGACAACCGUUGGAACAGGGACAGAAUGGGUUGAUUGCAAACUUGACGCUGGCAGGGGACGACGUGGAUCAGUCGGUAUACUCGGUCCCGGUCGUCUUUGGGCACGCGAGCACGGGGUCGUCGACGAAUCGACUGGGGAAACGGGCGGGAGAGUAUCAGACGAUGAGGUUGGCAGUGGAUUUGGGGAGUAGCGAUCUGUGGAUCGCCGCGUCGACGUGUACGACCUCGGACUGUAAAGGCUCAGGAGUUCGCAAGUUCAACGCUGGGUUGAGUAUCGAUUCGGGGCAGUAUAUCAACCUGCAAUACCACCAAGGGUCCGUUUCGGGUAGCGUCUACUGGGACGAGCUCCAGAUUGGGGUGACGGAGGACCAGAUCGAGACGAGCGUCAACGGGACUGGUCGGGGCGGGGCGACGGGAUUCGACAUCGGGUUCCAGGCGUUUAUCGCUGCCGAUCAGGUGACGGAUGAAGAUUUGAGUGGAGGUGAAUUCGAUGGGAUCCUCGGGCUGGCUUUACCUGCCAACUCGAUCAUCCAGAGUUUCAUUCCCGGUUCGACGACGGGUCAGCCGGACGGGGCGACCUUUUUGGAAAACCUGUUUGGGCUCGGACCAGGGGCGCCGAUCGGGAGGUACGUCUCGAUGAGUCUGGAGAGGAGGGGAGAUACGAGGACGAGCAGCUCGUUGGGGUUGGGCAUGUACGAUGAGACGUUGUGUCCGGGGAAAUGUCUGCCGAGUUACAACCCCGUCGUCACGUCGGUGCACGGGCCGCUUUACUGGAGGAUUCUCUUGCAGGCCGUCAAUGUCGCGGUCUGGCCCUCGGACCCCUCGACGGGACCCCCUGUAAAUCACCGGAUCAGUAUGCCAUCGAGCACGACCACGCAGCAGAGUUAUCCGGUCGCCGUCCUCGAUUCGGGAGGGAGUCAGAUGUUGUUUGGGAAUCGAGAUUUCUUGAAUUCGAUCUAUGGCAUAUAUGGGAUCGGACCCUCGUCGGACGGAAAAUACUACAUGUCCUGUACUCAGCUCAUGUCCAUCAGCUUUACUUUCAACGGGCAAGACUAUCCUAUCCAUCCGCUCGACCUCUCGGACAAUACGGGCGAUACGCAAAAUUGCAUCGGCAGCAUGCAGUACGCGGAUGGCCUGGCUGCAGGGGACGUCAUUCUCGGUAGCACCUUUUUGAAGAAUGUCUACUCGAUCUACACGUACCCGGCCGGCUCGACCAAGACGCGAUCGCAGCCACCCCUCGUCGGUCUCGUCUCGCUCACCAACAGUACCCAGGCGGCUUCGGAGUUUUACGCCGUGCGGGACCAGCAUCAACCCUUGACACCGGACGCCUCUGGCAACGUCGGUAUCAACCCGGACCCUCGCGCCGCAGGUAGAGCCGUCUCCGGAGGGAUCAUCGCAUUGUCUGUCGUGCUCGGGUUCGUCGCCCUGGCCGGUGGCAUCUUUUGCGCCUGGUUCUUCUGGCUCCGACGCAAGUAUGGACAAGACGGCGUCGUACUUGGAGCCAAGGCGCGCAAGAGAAAGGGGUCUCAGCCGAGCGAGGGGGGCGGUGCGGGGCUCGACGACGAGGACGAGGAAGUCGACGUCGUGACUCGGGCGAGACGGGCUAGAAAGUUCAAGAGCAUGCAGAGGCAAAAGAGCAUGAUCGAUGGAUACUCGGAUUUCGACGUCGAUACCACUUGGUCGGCCGACGCGGACGAUAGCGUGACGGCGGGAGGGGCCAAGGCCGACUACGACCCGGUCAAAUCGGACGUCACGGACGGGAUUGCAACGCUGGAAAAGGAGGCGACGACUCGAUCUGCAGACGGUCUGGCGGCGAGAAGGAGCCGAGCGAGGAUCUCGGCCUGGGAAGGGGCUUACCCGCCCACCGGGUGGAAGGCGACAGACACGCGUUCCAGCGGGAGGGCUGUGAGUGGGGUGGGCUACGACAGAGACGGGGUCCAGACGCACGAUCGCACUGGAUCCGCCUCGACCAUGGCCACGAGUACCACCACUAGGACGACCAUUCAAGAGGAGGAUGAACUCCCACCUAUGGCCUCGAAGCGGUUUGCAGAUCAGCCCGCUUCGCCUUCCCGGGAGGCUCUCCUCGCGGACCACUACGAGUUGGGCAUCCGAAGCCCGGAGCGAGGGAGUAAAAGUGGGGACUUUACGGACGGGUCGAUCUUGAGGAUCACGGACCCGGCGCAAGGUCGGCGGUUGUGA